Messenger RNA from Eremomyces bilateralis CBS 781.70, 1331 nucleotides. RefSeq lists its product as uncharacterized. Bases 161 to 1090 code for a protein of 309 amino acids. The transcript has a single exon. The record is from RefSeq and is a predicted model, not a curated record. Lineage: Eukaryota; Fungi; Ascomycota; Dothideomycetes; Eremomycetales; Eremomycetaceae.
AUGCUCAUAAACCUCCCUCCUCCGCCUUCCGACUCGCUCACUCCCUCGGAGAUGGGCCCGUAAGUUCUCCUAGAUCUCUCGACCGCUCCCAACAUCACAUGCCAUCCUGAAACCUUGUACUAACCCCAACAGCGGCACCCCCACCUCCACCACCACCUCCAUGUCCGAACUCAGCACUGUCGCCAUCAAAGACGGCCACCGCGGCCACCUCCCCCACCACGCCUCCCAACCUGGCUCCUCCGCCCCCCUCGACGCCGAGCGCGCCGACCGCAUCUCCCGCCUCGCCGGCCUCGAACGCAUUUCCCAGCAACCCGCCCGCCCCCCCACCGGCUCCCUCGCCCCCUCCAACACCUCGCUCUCCGUCCAAGCCGGCAGCCCCGCGCAGUUCCCCGCCGCCACACACCCCAGCGGCGCGGGAGCGGGGCAUCCACACGCGGGUCCCGGCGCUGGGCACCAUGCGACCGUGGCGUUCUUCAGUAGCGCGGGCGAGCCGACCAUGGUGCGCGAUCGCAGCACAGUGGGAAGCGCGUCGGCGACGGGAUCGGUUGGGGGGCGGACGACGUGGGCAAGUGGGAGCGACGUGGGGAUGGACGACGGGGCGACGGCGACGACGGACCGGGUGAGCGAGGACGGAGGGGUGCAGAUGCGGGACGAGGAGGACCUGGAGCACGAGAAUGAGGGGGAGGGGAAGAGCCUGAUGGGGGAGACGGCGAGUAGCGUGGGGGAUUACGGGGGGGACGAUCGGUUUAGCGACGGGGGGUCGUUGGUGGCGUUUGGGGAGGGGGCGCGGACGCCGGCGCGGGCGGCGAGUGGGGUGGGGAGUCCGGUGGUGGGGAAGGCGGCCGUGGUGCCGGUGCAUUUGCGGGAGACGGGACAAAGCGCGCUGGGGAGGGAGGUGGCGGCGGGGAGCGAGCGGAACGAGGCGCGGUUGAUCGACGGGAUGACGUACGAUGCGAACGUGGUCGAUACGGCGGAUCGCACGCCGCCGGUGGUGGGGCCGGGGGCGGAGGGGAGGAGGGGGAUGACGACGACGCAGAGGGCGGAACGGGAGAUUAAAGAGAGGCGAGAGCGAGGGGAGAUGGAGGAGUAGAUGCGUUCGGAAGCGGCAGAGUUAACGCUACGGGUGGAUUUGUUUGGUAGGGGAGGUACGCCCUUCUUGACGUGGUGUUUGGUAACAUUAUAUGUGAUGUAUGUCUAUGGGAUGUUUUCAGCGUGUUUUGGUCGGGCAAGGGACACUGUCGCAUUGAAGAGCACUGUCACUGUCGUUAUUGUGGGAUAUAAGGUUUUUGGCCAUGAAUCGUCUCCAGCGACUGGCGGGGCCUGUAGCAAUG